Messenger RNA from Mycena citricolor, 1146 nucleotides. Lineage: Eukaryota; Fungi; Basidiomycota; Agaricomycetes; Agaricales; Mycenaceae. The record is from the annotation of a GenBank genome assembly.
AUGGACCUGAGUAAAGAAAACAAGUCAACUGGGCCCCUCCUCCAUCGAGAAAUCAUAAUUGGUCCCACCUUCAACGCAUCGUGGAACUCAAAAACCUUGUCGCUGACCACACGCAGCUCUCCUCGCUCGGCCCUCCCCCCCAGGGUAGCGGUCUUCUUCCCAUUGCGACAGCUCGUCGAACACCACCCGUCCAUCGUUGAGGGCUCCAAUUCUAUCUCGCUCAAUCCGACAUACGACCCGAACAAGACCGAAGUUGAUGCGUGGGACAAGCUCGAGCACGAGGCUCGCCAGUCUUUGGUCCAGCGUCUUGAGGAUUUGACCUUCCUCGAGGUUCGCUCGAAGACCACCGUUCAUGAGAUGUGGUCGUGUAUCACGGAGAGAUUCACGGCACUCUCGAGCCAUGUGAUCGCGUCUAUGGAGGCUGCGUUCAACGCUGUUCAGUGCGCUCCAAAGGGAAAUGUCCGCACUCACCUCGAGGAGCUCAAGCCCAAGCAUCUCGAGCUGAUGCAGGUCGGAUUGACGGUUUUGGAUUCUCACUCCGCUAAGGCUGCGUUACUGGCUGCGGAUCUUGCGUUGCAAUCGGCGGUCAGUGCUACCGCUGCUGGGUCCGUGUCUGCGGGCCCGACAGCUGGUGUCAUGUCGAUUUCGAUAACUUCUGGUACCUCCGCCACUUGCAACGCUGCCAUUUUCGAUCCCGUCUAUCUCAUGCAGCUCGCCAUCGAGGAGUUUGACAGCAAGGAGGCGGAAUUGGCACGCAAGGGUCUAGUGGGUGGCUGUUCGGAGCGCGAAGACACGGGUGUGGCACUGAGCGCCCAGUUUUCUGCGCAGUUGUUGUCGCGAAACGACGCUGGAGGCCGUUCUGGGAAGGGGAAGGGUCUGCAGCGUCCGAAAGGCGUCUUUUGGAACCGUGGGGGCAAGGGACAUGUCAAGUCCAAGUGCCCCAGCCCUAAGCUCAAGUCUGGGGAAAAGGCGCAAGAAACUCGGGUUCCGGUUAUGCGCAUGUCGUCGAGGAUGACUGGGAUGUCUGCAGCUGCUGGGACUGCCAGUUUCUUGGAUUCGGAGGAUGUCUUCGAGAGCUGGGACGCUAUUCCCGAACUCACCCUCCAAUCCGCGUCCUCUGGCCCCAGUUCCGAAUCCGUGGGUUAG